CACUGCAUGCUUUUCCCAUAAGGCCCAUAAUAUUUGGUCGCACUGCCUUAACUCGAAGUAUUAAAAUUUAUAAAUUUAUCAACAGCCACAACUUUUCAACUCGGCAAAUUUCACCUUGGCGAAGGCGGGCGGCCCAAACAAUUCCACGCCACACACGGGCAACGCGUCGCGGUAACAUAAAUCCCCAAAAAAUCAGAAAAAUAAGAAAAGGAAAAAUAAAGAUACAUAUACUGAAAACAAGUACAAGUGUUGAAGAAGUGUUGGAAGUGUUGUUGUUUUGUUUGCUGUGCUGUGAAUCGGGAAUGUGAAAAGAAAAAAAAAAGUUUUAAGGGAACACAAAUCGAUUAAAUCAAACAUGCAGCUAUUUCAAAGGAACAGCUGAACACCACUUUAAUCGUUGGUGUGUGUUCUUCGUGUGUGUUUGGUGUUGGUGUGGCUGUUGUUGUUGUUGGUUAAUACAAACAACAAGAAGAGUAAGCAGAACGGGACGCUGACGCUGGGUGUCGGUGUGACAGCGACGCUGCAAGCGACGGCUCUGCCGCGGAGAAAAUGUUUUCCGGACCCGGUAGCCAUGCCAUUAGCUAUAGCGGUGGGAUCAGCAUUGGUGGAGGAGGCGGUGGCCUGCAUCAGGACUGCGAUGGCUACGACUUCACGAAGAACGAGAACGCCGCGCGUUGGCGUGGCCUGUUCAUACCCUCAUUGAGAAAGGUGCUGGAGCAGGUGCACCCACGGGUGACUGCCAAAGAAGAUGCCCUGCUCUAUGUGGAGAAGCUGUGCCUGCGACUGCUGGCCCUACUCUGUGCCAAGCCGCUGCCCCACUCGGUCCAAGAUGUCGAGGAGAAGGUGAACAAAUCUUUUCCCACGCCCAUCGACCAGUGGGCCCUCAAGGAGGCCAACGAGGCGAUCAACUCGAAGAAAAAGAAAUCCGUUCUGCCCACAGAGCGGGUGCACACCCUCCUCCAAAAGGAUGUGCUGCAGUACAAGAUCGACAGCUCGGUGUCCGCCUUCCUGGUGGCUGUCCUCGAGUAUAUCUCUGCGGAUAUACUCAAAAUGGCCGGCGAUUAUGUGUGCAAAAUUUCACACUGCGAGAUCACCAAAGAGGACAUCGAGGUGGUCAUGAACGCUGAUCGUGUCCUCAUGGAUAUGUUGAAUCAGAGUGAUAUUAAAACCAGUCCGCUGUCACUGCCCGCCCAGAGGGCUAGCGCGACCUACGAGGAGACGGUCAAGGAGUUGAUCCACGACGAGAAGCAAUACCAGCGAGAUCUCCACAUGAUCAUACGCGUCUUUCGCGAGGAGCUGGUGAAGAUUGUCUCGGAUCCGAAGGAACUCGAGCCAAUAUUCUCCAACAUAAUGGACAUCUACGAGGUGACGGUGACCCUGCUCGGCUCUCUCGAAGAUGUCAUUGAGAUGUCGCAGGAGCAGAAUGCGCCCUGGGUGGGCAGCUGCUUCGAGGAGCUGGCCGAGGCCGAGGAGUUCGAUGUGUACAAAAAGUAUGCACACGAUGUCACCUCCCAAGCAUCACGGGAUGCGCUUACAAAUCUCUUAUCCAAGCCAGGGGCCUCAUCCUUGAUGUCUGCUGGUCACGGCUUCCGGGAUGCCGUCAAGUAUUAUCUGCCCAAGCUGCUGCUGGUGCCCAUUUGCCAUGCUUUUGUGUACUUUGACUACAUCAAACAUCUGAUGGAUCUCAGCUCCUCGCAGGAUGACAUCGAGAGCUUCGAGCAAGUGCAGGGUCUUCUCCAUCCGCUCCACUGCGAUCUCGAAAAGGUCAUGGCCAGCGUAUCCAAGGAGCGCCAGGUGCCAGUCAGUGGGCGGGUGCGUCGCCAAUUGGCCAUCGAACGGACACGAGAGCUUCAGGUGAAGGUGGAGCAUUGGGAUGACAAGGAUGUGGGCCAGAAUUGCAAUGAGUUUAUACGCGAGGACUCGCUCAGCAAGCUGGCAUCGGGCAAACGCAUUUGGAGCGAGCGUAAGGUAUUUCUCUUCGAUGGCUUAAUGGUUCUGUGCAAGGCGAACACCAAAAAGCAAACGCCAUCGGCAGGUGCCACAGCCUACGAUUACCGACUGAAGGAGAAGUUCUUUAUGCGACGCGUGGAGAUCAUUGACAAGGUGGACAGCGAGGAGCUGAAGAACAGCUUUGAGCUUGUCACCAGAAUGCAGCCGGCCAUUGUGCUGACGGCCAAGAAUGCACAGCACAAGCACGACUGGAUGGCAGAUCUACUGAUGGUGAACACCAAGUCCAUGCUGGAUCGUAUCCUCGACAGCAUUCUGCAGGACAUUGAGCGCAAGCAUCCACUGCGCAUGCCCAGCCCAGAGAUCUACAAGUUUGCCGUUCCCGACAGCGGGGAGAACAUCGUGUUGGAGGAGCGCGAGAGCGCUGGAGUGCCAAUGAUCAAGGGGGCCACGCUGUGCAAGCUCAUCGAGCGCCUCACCUAUCACAUAUAUGCGGACCCCACCUUUGUGCGCACCUUUCUCACGACAUAUCGCUACUUCUGCUCGCCCCAGCAGCUGCUGCAGCUGCUCAUCGAACGGUUUAACAUACCCGACCCGAGUUUGGUGUAUCAGGAUGCUGCCUUUGGCACGGGUGGCCUUGGUGGCGGCGGCGGUGGGGGCGACAAGGAGCACAAGAACUCGCAGCGCGAGGACUGGAAACGCUACCGCAAGGAGUACGUUCAGCCCGUACAAUUUCGAGUGCUCAAUGUACUACGCCACUGGGUGGACCAUCACUAUUAUGACUUUGAGAAGGAUCCCACGCUGCUCGAGAAGCUGCUACACUUUCUGGAGCAUGUGAAUGGCAAAUCGAUGCGCAAGUGGGUGGACUCCGUGCUCAAAAUUGUUCAAAGAAAGAACGAACAGGAGAAAAGCAAUAAGAAGAUUGUCUACGCCUACGGGCAUGAUCCGCCGCCCAUUGAGCAUCACAUGACUGUGCCCAAUGAGGAGAUAACACUGCUCACGCUGCACCCGCUGGAGCUGGCCCGUCAGCUCACGCUGCUGGAGUUUGAGAUGUACAAGAACGUAAAGCCCUCGGAGCUGGUGGGCUCGCCGUGGACCAAGAAGGACAAGGAGAUCAAGAGUCCCAAUCUGUUGAAGAUCAUGAAGCACACCACCAAUGUGACGCGCUGGAUAGAAAAGUCAAUAACGGAGGCGGAGAAUCACGAGGAGCGACUGGCAAUAAUGCAGCGAGCCAUCGAGGUGAUGAUGGUCAUGCUGGAGCUAAACAACUUCAAUGGCAUCCUCUCCAUAGUCGCGGCCAUGGGCACAGCGUCGGUCUAUCGUUUGCGUUGGACAUUUCAGGGCUUGCCCGAACGCUACAAAAAGUUUCUGGACGAGUGCCGGGAGCUAAGCGACGAUCAUCUCAAGAAGUAUCAGGAGCGUUUGCGCUCCAUUAAUCCGCCUUGUGUGCCCUUCUUUGGGCGCUACCUGACCAACAUCCUCCACCUGGAGGAGGGCAAUCCGGAUCUGCUGGCCAACACGGAGCUAAUAAAUUUCUCAAAGCGGCGGAAAGUGGCGGAGAUUAUCGGCGAGAUUCAGCAGUAUCAAAACCAGCCGUACUGCCUCAGCGAGGAGGCCACCAUAAGGCAAUUCUUCGAGCAGCUCGAUCCCUUCAAUGGCCUCUCGGACAAGGAAAUGUCCGACUAUCUGUACAAUGAGAGCAUGCGCAUAGAGCCGCGUGGCUGCAAGACGGUGCCCAAGUUUCCUCGCAAAUGGCCGCACAUUCCGCUCAAGUCGCCGGGCAUUAAGCCGCGUCGCCAGAAUCAGAAUAAUAACAGCAGCAAGUUAUCCAGCAACGCUUCAUCGGCAGCAGCAGCAGCGGCGGCAGCCUCGUCGGCGGCAUCAACGGUAGCCGCAGCGGCGGCAGCCACAACAGCAGCUGUGCCGCCGAACGUGGAAGGGCCGCCAGCGAGUGGCGCAUCCAUCUCCAGCGCUGGUGCUGGCGAACAGAGUCCGCAGCAUAAUCCGCACGCGUUCUCCGUGUUCGCCUCCGUCAUACUACCCGAUCGGAAUGGUAGCACUUGGAGCGGCACACCGCUGCAUCAUCGGACAGCAGCGGAGAGCAAUGAGGAGGUUGUGGUGCCGGCGCCACAUCUGCCCAAGAAGCCAGCGGCGCAUGUGUGGACCAACAAUGUGCCCAUGAUGAAUGCUACGGCAAUGGAUGUUUUCAGUCCCGUGCUGACAGAUCACCAAACGCUGCCAGACAGCAACCCCUUUGCCGUGGGCUCAGACUCAGAUGCGCUGCCCUCGCCGCUGCCCAAGCUGAUGGUUAGUCCACGCCACGAGACCGGCAAUCGGUCACCAUUCCAUGGGCGCAUGCAAUACAGUCCCACGCACAGCAUUGCCAGCACUGUGACUCUGACGGGAGCCGGAGUUGGAGCUGCAGCUGGUGGAGAUCUCAGCCCACAGAUGGGUGGAUUCUACUACAACAACGCCCAUCAGGCACAGACAGGGGCAGUGCCCAUAUCGCCGCAUGUCAAUGUACCAACGGCCUCGAUUAUGGACUAUCGAGCAGUGCCACCACCACUGCCGCCACGUCGCAAGGAGCGUACAGAGAGCUGUGCGGAUAUGGCACAGAAGCGACAGGCACCAGACGCUCCAACAUUACCCCCGCGUGAUGGCGAGCUGAGUCCUCCACCCAUACCGCCACGACUCAACCAUUCCACGGGCACCAUAUCCGUACGACACAGCCAUGGCCAGAGCAAGGAGUUGGCCAGUUCGUGCAAGAGCAGCCUGCUCCUGCCCAACACAAGCAGUAUUAUGAUACGCCGCAAUUCGGCAAUCGAGAAGCGAGCAGCAGCAGCUGCACAGCAGCCAGCACCGACUGCAGUGGCGACAGCUGCUGCCCUGGCGGGUACGGUGAUGGGUUCGAUUAACACGACUUUGGUCACAGUGUCACAGGCGGUGGCGUGUGAAGAGCAGCCGCCGCAAUCGAUCUCGCCAGCAUUAAGCUCCUCGACAACAACAUCGCCGCUUACACCCGCAACGCCCAUCUCCCCGAACAUUCCCAGCCAGCCAGUGGAGAGUACGUUAAGCGGUUAUACGCAUCAGUUACGGUUGAGGCCACAACAGCAGCAGCAACAGCACCAUACACAUCAUCAUCAUCAACAGCAGCAACAUCAUCAUCAUCAGCAGCAUCAUCAUCAGCAGCAGCAUCAUCAGCAUCAGCAUCCUCAUCAAUCACACACAACACGCUCGUCCCCAAAGGAAUUCUAUCCGAUUGCCACGAGCCUCGAGGGCACACCCAAACUUCCACCAAAACCUAGUCUAAGCGCUAACUUCUAUAACAAUACAGAUAAAGGUACGAUGUUUCUUUACCCAAGUACAAACCAAGAAUAAUAUAAUUGCCUGGCGAUGUGAUAGGAACGAUAAACAAACGGAACUGCGAUCCGAUCAUAAGUAGAGCAUGCCUGCAGACAUGCACACA
This is a messenger RNA of Drosophila subobscura, 5413 nucleotides long. RefSeq names its product protein son of sevenless (gene Sos). Gene Ontology annotation, molecular function: protein heterodimerization activity; guanyl-nucleotide exchange factor activity. Lineage: Eukaryota; Metazoa; Arthropoda; Insecta; Diptera; Drosophilidae. The coding region runs from base 550 to 5325 and encodes 1591 amino acids. Gene Ontology annotation, cellular component: plasma membrane. The transcript is spliced from 7 exons. Gene Ontology annotation, biological process: positive regulation of GTPase activity; Ras protein signal transduction. The record is from RefSeq and is a predicted model, not a curated record.